Molecule: messenger RNA, 750 nt
Organism: Perkinsus marinus ATCC 50983
Lineage: Eukaryota; Perkinsozoa; Perkinsida; Perkinsidae
Exons: 5
Coding region: 1-750 (249 amino acids)
Biological process (GO): regulation of DNA-templated transcription; chromatin remodeling
Cellular component (GO): chromatin; nucleus
Source: RefSeq, a predicted model, not a curated record
AUGUGUCUUAUAGAUGACAUUAUAGCGUCUCCGAGAGAAGAUGCCGACCAUAGUAGUGUCGGAGACGAACCGGUUGAGUCGCCCAAGUUGGUUGCUGUGGGUGGUGGCGAGACCCCUAAGGAAGAUCUCUUCGGCGAGCCUAUCGCAAUGUGCAAGCUGAUUAUUCCUGCCUCAGUGGACACUGAAACUCCUUCGAGUUCACCCGAGACAGUAGAGACAAAUGCCGGAGCUGUGACGGAGACUAAAGGCGAGGUUGUAUCAUCAACCGCUACCGGGAGGGCUGCUGAACAGAAGAAGAAGUCUAUUGUCGAUGCGUUUGCCUCGCCGCCUUCUGCUAAGAAGUCGAGCAAGCCAAGAAGUUCCCAUAAGCUUAAGGGAGCAUCUAAAAGCUCACGACGUACGAGUCCGGCUCGAUCGCAAGCCCCGGAUACGCCUGGGGAAGCAGCGGCGGCGGCGGCGUCAUCGGUUGCCGGGGAAGAACGCGAGUGGCGAUGGUAUCUAAACCGCAUCCUUAGUGCUGCGCGCAACACGAAGGAUCCUGUAUCGGGAACCAAGAUCUGCUAUAUAUUCGACAAGGCUCUGUUCAAGUAUGAUCUGGAAGAAGCCGUUGUGAAGGAUUACUAUAACAUAAUAAAGGAGCCGAUGGAUCUUGGUGUCGUUAAAAAGCGUAUCCCGUUGUACCCGAACCCCGAAGAGUUCAAGAAAGAUAUGGACCAGAUAUUUCACAAUUGUUUACUCUACAAUAAGUAA